Molecule: messenger RNA, 11475 nt
Organism: Stegostoma tigrinum
Lineage: Eukaryota; Metazoa; Chordata; Chondrichthyes; Orectolobiformes; Stegostomatidae
Gene: atrn
Product: attractin
Exons: 29
Coding region: 76-4176 (1366 amino acids)
Cellular component (GO): Golgi apparatus
Molecular function (GO): protein binding
Source: RefSeq, a predicted model, not a curated record
CAGUGGUGGCGGCGUGUUUUUUUUUUACCAUCUUCUCCCGGGGACGGUCUGCGGAUCGAGCACAAAGUUGAGAAUAUGGCGGCGGCGGGGGAGCGACGGACCGGCUCCGCGCUCCGACGGACGCUGGGCACCGGCUCGUGGAGUUUCCUGAAGUGGGGCGUCAUGCUGGCGCUGUGUGUGUCCAUGUGCGGGUGGCCCGGAGCCCAGGGCAAGGAGUGUGAGAAGCGGUGUGUCCACGGGAACUGCAGCGCGGCGGGCGGACAGUGCGUGUGUGAAGCUGGCUGGGUCGGGGAGCUGUGUCAGCACUGCGGCGGCAGGUUCAAAUUAACUGGGCAAUCUGGAUAUCUUACUGAUGGACCUGGAAAUUAUAAAUACAAAACAAAGUGUACUUGGCUUAUUGAAGGACAGCCAAGCACAAUACUGAGGCUUCGAUUUAUUCACUUUGCCACAGAGUGCAGCUGGGACCAUUUAUAUGUAUAUGAUGGGGACUCUGUCUAUGCACCGUUAUUAGCAGUGUUCAGUGGCUUAAUCGUACCCGAGAAGAAUGGGAAUGUGACUGUACCUGAAGUUGUUUCAAGAUCUGGUUAUGCUUUACUGCACUUUUUCAGUGAUGCUGCCUAUAAUCUAACUGGAUUCAACAUAGCAUAUAGUAUCAAUUCCUGUCCAUUUAACUGCUCAGGCCACGGAGAAUGCCUGGCAGAUACUGACAACAGCACUGUGUACUGUGUGUGCAAUGAAUACUGGAAAGGAGAAGCUUGUGAUGUCCCUUACUGCAAAGACAAUUGUGGGUAUCCACAUCAUGGAAAAUGUGACCUGAAUGAUACCAAAGCGUGUAUAUGCAAUGAUAGCUGGCAAGGUCCUGACUGCUCAUUGCCUGCGAAUCAGCCUUUUUGGGAUUGGAAAGAAUAUGAGGUACCUAUGCUUGCCCGGGCAUCUCAUAAGGCUGUCGUCAGUGGUGAUAUCAUGUGGGUUAUUGGAGGCUACGUGUUUAAUUACUCAGAGUACCAGAUGGUUGCAGCAUAUGAUCUGAAGGAUCUGAAAUGGUUUCCAUUGAAUAAAUCUGCAAAUGUGGUCGUUGGGAGAUAUGGGCAUUCUGUGGCUUUGUACAAGGAUAAAAUUUAUAUGUAUGGAGGUAAAAUCGACUCGACAGGGAAUGUCACAAAUGAGCUUUGGGUGUUUCACACUCAGAAUCAAUCAUGGAUGCAGCUGAUUCCAAAGGCUAAGCAACAGUAUGCAGUUGUUGGCCACUCUGCACAUAUUGUGCACUUGAAAGAUGGUCGUGUUGUGAUGUUGGUCAUCUUCGGAUACUGUCCGCUUUAUGGAUACAUCAGCAAAAUACAAGAAUACAAUCUUGGUAAAGAUACAUGGGAUAUACUGCAAACAAGUGGGGCCUUGGUUCAAGGAGGAUAUGGUCACAGCAGCGUUUAUGACCCUAACACCAAAGCAAUUUACAUUCAUGGUGGAUACAAAGCUGUUAGCGCUAAUAAGUAUGGCCUUACGGAUGACCUGUACAAGUAUGAUGUGGAUGUGAGUACUUGGACAAUCUUGAAAGAUCGAGGUUUCUUCCGUUACCUGCAUACUGCCAUUAUUGUAAGCGGAACCAUGUUGGUUUUUGGUGGGAAUACUCACAAUGACACUUCAAUGAGCCAUGGAGCUAAGUGCUUCUCUUCGGACUUCAUGGCUUAUGAUUUGGCUUGUGACGAGUGGUCUGUACUGCCACCACCUGAUCUUUGUCACGAUGUCAAUCGGUUUGGUCACUCAGCUGUAUUCACCAAUGGCACAAUGUACAUUUUUGGUGGGUUCAACAGCCUUCUGCUAAGUGAUGUUCUGAUGUUCACACCAAGCAGUUGUGAAUCUUUUAUUGAUGAAGCGGCAUGCGUUGGGGCAGCCCCAGGAGUCCGGUGUGUAUGGAAUACCGACAUGUUGCAAUGUGUACCCUGGGAAAUAGCAUCUGCAGGGGAGGCACGUCAGAUUCUUGAUAAGUGCCCCAGCAAGACAUAUGCAGAUAAUGAAAAAUGUGAUCAGUAUACUGAUUGCUACAGCUGUACAGUGAAUACAAAUGGCUGUCAGUGGUGUCAUGAUAAGUGUCUGUCGAAGAACAGUAACUGCACAGAAGCCACUGUAUUAAUCUGGGAUUAUGAAGCUUGCCCAAAAGAUAAACCAGAGUAUGUUUGUAAUAAACUGACUAGUUGUAAAAGCUGUGCCAUGGACCAGAACUGUCAGUGGGAAGCCAGGAACCAGGAGUGCAUCCCAUUACCUGAAACCAUCUGCGGGGAGAGCUGGCACUUGGUAGGAAACUCGUGUUUGACCAUCACCACUGCAAAAGAAAACUAUGAUAAUGCUAAGUUGUUCUGUCGGAGUCAAAAUGCAGCACUUGCCUCACUUACAUCACAGAAAAAAGUUGAAUUUGUUCUCAAGGAAUUGCAGAUAAUGCAUGUGUUGCACAAAGCUACUAUAACCCCAUGGGUUGGAUUACGAAAAAUUAAUGUUUCGUAUUGGUGCUGGGAAGACAUGUCACCCUUCAUGAACACAUCAUUGCAGUGGAUGAUGGAGGAGCCAAGUGAUGCAGGAUUUUGUGGUUAUUUGGCAGAACCUUAUUUUGCGAGUUUGAAAGCAGCUACUUGCAUCAAUCCAGUAAAUGGAAGUGUGUGUGAAAGACCAGCGAACCACAGUGCGAAGCAGUGCCGCUCACCUUGUGCAUUGAGAACAACCUGCACUGAAUGCACUGGUGGCAACUCUGAGUGUAUGUGGUGCAGCAACAUGAAGCAGUGUGUGGAUGCAAAUGCAUAUGUGCCUUCCUUCCCCUUUGGCCAGUGCAUGGAGUGGUACACGAAGAACAGUUGUCAAGCUGAAAAUUGUUCUGGUUAUCGAACAUGCAGUGACUGCUUGGAGCAGCCAGGAUGUGGUUGGUGUACUGACCCCAGCAAUACAGGCAAGGGACAGUGUAUAGAAGGAUCUUAUCGAGGACCAGUGAAAAUACCUGCAACAAAUACUCCUUAUGUACCAGUUUUGAAUGUCAGCAUGUGUCCAGCAGAAACCAAGUAUAACUGGUCCUUUAUCCAGUGUCCAGCUUGUCAGUGUAAUGGCCAUUGCAAGUGUGUUAAUGAAAGCAUCUGUGAAAAAUGUGGUGACUUAACAACUGGCAAACACUGUGAAACAUGCAUCUCUGGUUAUUAUGGAGAUCCUACGAAUGGAGGGAGUUGCCAAUCUUGCAAAUGCAAUGGACACGCAACCAUCUGCAAUACCAAGACGGGGAAAUGUUUCUGCACGACAAAAGGAAUCAAAGGCGACAAGUGUCAACUAUGUGAUGUUGAAACACGAUACCAGGGUAACCCACUGAAAGGAACCUGUUACUAUACUCUACUGAUUGACUACCAGUUCACAUUCAGCCUCUCUCAAGAGGAUGACCGUUACUACACUGCCAUCAACUUUGUAGCCACUCCUGAGGAACAAAACAGAGACUUGGACAUGUUUAUUAAUGCGUCAAAGAAUUUCAACCUCAACAUAACGUGGUCUAGUAGCUUUUUAGCGGGCACACCACCUGGAGAAGAAAUGCCAAUCGUUUCAAAAACCAAUAUUAAGGAAUACAAGGACAGCUUCUCCAAUGAGAAGUUUGAUUUUCGUAACAAUCCCAAUAUAACUUUCUUUGUGUAUGUCAACAACUUCACCUGGCCCAUAAAGAUACAGAUUGCCUUUUCGCAGCACAGCAACUUUAUGGACCUUGUGCAGUUCUUUGUCACGUUUUUCAGUUGUUUUCUGUCGUUACUGUUGGUGGCUGCUGUGGUGUGGAAGAUUAAACAGAGCUGCUGGGCAUCAAGGCGGAGAGAGCAACUUCUACGUGAGAUGCAGCAGAUGGCCAGUCGCCCUUUUGCCACUAUCAGUGUCGCCUUGGAGACAGAAGAGGAGCCACCAGAUCUCAUUGGUGGAAGCAUCAAGAGUAUCCCUAAACCCAUUGCAUUAGAGCCGUGCUUUGGCAAUAAAGCAGCUAUUCUCUCAAUAUUUGUACGAUUACCAAGAGGAGUAGGAGGAAUACCACCACCGGGACAGUCAGGUCUUGCUGUAGCCAGUGCAUUAAUUGACAUUUCCCAGCAAAAGUCAAUGGAUCACAAAGAGAAGUCUGGAGCCAUGCGGAAUAGAAAACACCUUCCACCUGCACAACCGGGCACCUGCAUUUGACAGUUCAAAACCUCAUUUUGUCAAUCUCUGAAGGAUUUUUUUUUUAAACUUAGCUUGCGGUGCCAGUCCACUUCCAUUCUGAGAUUGUGGCCGAAAAAGACGAAAACCAUUUUGAGAAAUCCGUAUCUCUUCAUCUUGUCCCUCUGCAUGUGUGAGAUUUGCUCGCUGAAGAUUAUGUACUAGUGUCUAUGUUUCCAAGACGGAGAUUCUCAUCAUGUAAUGUCCUUUUUACUUUGCAUUCACUUUGUGAAAUCCCAUUCAAGGUCACACUGUCCAGAGAAAGAGGAAGCGAUGAUCAAAAGCAAUAUCUGUUUUAUACACCUUUUUAUUGAUCCCAUAGGGAUGUCAGGUGAUGGAGGGCCAGAGGGAACUUUAUAAAAUUGAUUAUAUAUGUUAUGAGAAAAGUGCUGAAAUUAAAAGCAUGUGAGAUUACAUGCUUUUGACCAUUGUAACAGAUUAUAGCUCUAUUGUUAGUACUCGGAUGUAAGUAUGGUCUGCCUCAAGUCGCCAGGGAUGCCAGUUUUGUUGGUUUGUUUCAGAAUGACUCUAGAUCAUAUCUAUACAGGGUCAUUUAAAACAUACCUCAGCUUGUAUCUAAAGAAAUAGUCAUUCAGAAUUGCUCCUACUCAAUUUUAAUUACAUCCAGGAACCUUUUAAGAAUGCUAGAGAACAAACUUAUUCUUAAGUAACACUAGUUGCUGACAAUUUUUCUUUUUUAUGUCCAGGUUAACAGUUACCCAUAUGCUUUUUCAUUCUAUCAAAAAUUUGGUAGGCAACACUAAACUGGAGGCAAGGUGAUCUGCAUUGUUCUGAUAAAGGAACCCUUGGCAAUGAAUUUUGUAAUUUCAUUGUAAAAAAUGGUAGUUAGUUAAAACCUGGGAGCAAUAGAAAUGUGCUGUUUAGAUUUGACACUUGAUCCUUGUGAAGCUGCCUCGCUCCAACAUGAAGGAACAGCUCAUCUAUGAAGUGGUUAGCAGUCUGGGGAAACUUGAUCAAAAAUAAUUCAGUCAAAUUUGCACAUAACGCUUUCAUGAGAAACAAAACUAAGUGGCUAUGGUCAGCAGUAAUUAUCCACUUACCACAAUAAUUUGAUGGAUUGGUUUGCUUUGUGAUUUAUAUGCUCUGUACAAUACAUCACAUAUUUAAUGCUCCCUACCAGCCACUUGGAACCAAAAAGAAUAAAACAAAGAACUGUGGAUGCUGGAGGUCUGAAACAAACCAAACAGAAUUUUCUGCAGAAACUCAACAGGUCUGGCAGCAUCUGUGGAGAGAAAACAAAGUUAGUGUUUUGAGUCUGAAGAGUCACUGAUCUCAAAAUGUUAUCUCUGUUUUCUCUCUACACACGCUGCCAGACCUGUUGAGUUUCUCCAGCAAUUUCUGGCUUUGCACAGAAUAUUGUUCUCUGCUAUUCUCAAAACUGCUCCUUUUUAUGAAUGUUAAAAAAUACUGCCACACUGGCUGAAAGCCUUGAUAUAUAUACACUGGAGUGGUCUUGUGCUAGUUGAGCAUGAGAUCUGAGAGCUUACUUAGUUUUUGAUAUUGAAGGUUGUUGCUUGCAACAGAACCACUUGGUCAAUUUUGCUGAGCCAGUAAUGUAAUUACAUAUUAAAGAAGUGGAAAUGAUGGGCAUUUGGAUGACAAAUUGAGAAUGCUGUAAACAUGAAAAUUCAUCCAACAUCUGUUCAGCGCAGAGGUCAGUGUUUCAAGCAUGGUUCUGCAGAACCGAGCAUCACUUCAGCUUAUCAAUAAUGCCAAAACCAUGAUUAAAAAUUAAUAUCAUCGGUAUAACCUUUCAGCAAAAACAGUUACGACAUUGACUUACACCGAAGAUGGUUAUCUUUGAUUUCACCUUCAAAUGUUGAACUGCCUGCAAUGAGCUUCCAAAAAUUCCUGACAUUGUAAAAGAAAAAUAAUUUCAGAAUUCACAGCAUUCGCAACAAUCUGGAAAUCAUUUUGGUUUUACCUGCUGAACUCUGUAUUGCAAUUGACUAAUCUAAAAGCCAACAUUGCUACAUGUAAUCAAUUAUUCCAAAUCUAUUCCAAUUAUCAGAAAUUUAAACUGGUGCUGAUUUAAUUUUUGGGAUUCUAGCAACCCAGAAAUAUGAUUAUUAUUGCUACUGAUUACUACCUAAUGGAGUGGAACAAAGAAGUGCAGGGGCUCAUUUUAAAAGUAAGGACUUUAAAAGUGAGCGCAGGAAAUUUGACCAGUUACAAAAUGGUUAUGUGAAGGAAUCUGAGUAAUUUUUUUAGCAGUGUACUCGUAUCAUUCAGUUCAGGGCCUGUGCCUAAACCUCGCACUCCAGAAAUUAAUGAACAUUGUAGAAACUUGAAUUUUUGGCAUUUGGGAAAACCAAUUUGUCAUUUAAAUUUGCACCUCUUUAUUCUCAUUGGGUGAGGACAGGACAUUUUGGGGUACUACAUGCUUCAGUUGACCAUGUUAAAUUGCAUUGUUGUUAAAGUUAGUAGUAAUUUACUUGAAUUCAAUUUAGACAGCCACAUUGCAUCACUACAACUGCUGAAAUUGGUGGUUUCAAAGCACGAGUGAAAAUAUAAUUUGGAAUCUAAAUGCUACCUUAAAAGUUAACUGUAAUAACCUGAGAAAAUAGAUGCUGUCAGGUCUAAAGCUCCUAUCUGUUUAUGAAAAGGACUUUUUAUAUUUGCACCAACUGGAUUUAGCUGGUCAGGUGAUAUACUCCUUUUUUGGCCUUUAGUUUGGAGUUGGUAUUACUUUUACAUUCAUUACAUUUUAAAUUUUUGGGACAUGUUUAUAUUAAGUCUUUGAAAGUUAAUGUACUGAGAUCAUGAGCAUUCAUUGAUAGCAAGCUUUAGGGCUGGAAGGAAGGUAGUGAAGGCUUCUUCUAAACCAAAACACAGGCUUUUGUUUGAACAAUUAUUCUCUAAUAAAUAUUUAUUUAUUAAGGAAUGAAAGCUAGUUGAAUUUAUUUCUUAUCAAGCAGAAGCAGUUGACUUAUUUUUCUUUUCUCUUCAUAAGACUGUAAAUUACUUUUUAAAUUAUAAUCUGAGCUUUUGUAGCCUUUUGUUUUUCGCCUUUAUAUUUUCUUUCCAAAAGGAGCAGCAACUUUUAUUUUCUUGCCAUUAGUCACGGUGCGGGGGGCGGAGGGCGGCAAGGCAACUGCAUACUGGCUGGCUGAACUAGUUGACAAGCUUAUUUCUGUCUUAAGCAAAGUAGGAUCACCAGCAAUUCCCCCCUCCUCCUCAUCCCUGUGCACAGUUCUGCUCAAUGCUAAUCCAUAGAUGGGACUGGGAACCACGUUUAGCCACUUGGCUUGAGUCCAAAAUUGAGACAAAUGUUUAUGUUUUAUUGUUCUUUCAUAGGUUAUUUCCAUUACUAGUGUCUGAUCCUGAAACACCCUACGUUUUCGUGUGCGUACAAUGAAGGUGAAUUAUUUUCUCCUCGGCUGUGCAGGCUUUGAAUUAUGUAGAAUUGACAAAUGCUGGCAGAUGAAAGAAGGGCCAGAAAUCAGUCCUUUGAUUGUACCUUUGCAAUUCCUGUCUAUGGGAAUCAGUCUGCCUUCCUUAAUGCUCUGCCUGGUCUAAAUCCCACAUUAAUACUUUUAUUUCUUCAUUCAGACUUUACUGCAGUAAUGACAGCCUGUAUGGCAAUUAUCUUGUUUUUGUAAUGUCACUCUGGUUACCGUUCAGCUGGCUAUGUUAAGCUUUACCUUUGAUAAUGUAAAUAUAACUCAAGUACUGAUACUAUGCUUUUGCAGUUUCCACAUGAAAUGAAUGAAUGCUUUUUCAACGUUUCUAUCCAGGCGUGGUUCCACUUUCUUCGAUGCUAGACGUCCAUUGCCUGAAAGCUAAAACAAUGUUUAUUUAAUGUCCAAAUGUUUAGAAGCAACAAUUCAGAAAGCAUUUACUAAGAAGGGAGAUGAGUAUUUCCCCUUUUUAAAUGAAAAAUUAAUUAGGCUGCUAAAUGCCUGUCAUAUUGUUGUCCCCACCACUGAUAAACACAUUGGUCUUUCAGUCAUUUGUCAUUUAUGGAACCUUGAUAUAUGUACAUCCUGUGUUAACUACUUGAACAGCAUACGGUUGAUUGUAUGCACCUCGGUAUGCCUUGAGGCUGUGCUGAAGUGCAGGUUUGUUUUUGACUAGUAAACAUGAGUCAUAGAGCCCAAUAUAGGAGACCCCUCCAAACCAAGGUUUUUGACUAGAUAAGGAUUGAUGGAGAUUUUGUUUUAUUGCUGUUGGCUGAUUUUUGAGGUGGUAUUGGUGCCUUUACCCAUCCACUGCAUAUCGUUGAUUCGUGCUUUUCUGUCAACAGUUAACCUCAAUGACCAUUGUUGAAACCUGUUUCUAACCUAGAGAUUGUUCUUUGCCUAUGCUGACAUGUAAUUGCUGCUGAUUCCUUUCUUAUUCAUAACUUUAAAUAAUCAAACUUUAAAAUAAUUGUUCCACUAAUCAAAAGAGAGUUGGGCUUCCAUGAGAGAGUAGGCAGAGUUGAUGUUUGAUCCAACUGGCUGUUGGAAGAAGCUGAAAUUAACCACAGUGAAAGUUUCUUUGGAAGACAGAAUGACAUUGCUUUCGCUUCAUGGCUGCAUUAGACAAACCUUUCCUGGGCAUGUUGCCUAUUGAUUUUAUUUUUCUUUUCCUCCAAUCUCUAUUUUAUACAACUAAUGAGACUAAUCUUCAUUUGACAUCUGGACUAUUGACUUAUUGGCAUACAUUAUCUUUUACCCUUGGCAUAUUUUGCCUGAUCUCAACCAUUUUGAGUUUUACAUUCUGUACAGGCCAAUGAAAAGGGUGUGUUACCUUGAGCUAGUUAGUAUUGGUGGGUAACCCAGUUUUUGAAUUUUCUAUAAAUAAUCAUGCUAUUCAACAUUUUUUUCACCACAUUUGUUCAGUCAAAUGUAAAGUAAAUCAGGGUUAGUACAUGAUCUAUCUUUGGUAGAACUGUAUAUCAAGAACAUAUUGCACAACUUGUUAAUCUUGUGACAUGUUUUACCCUUCAGUUUGUCACUUGUGCUUCCUUUUCCAGUUCUAUUAGAGACGUUUCAAUCUUACUGCACUCCCUUAUAACUAAAACCUACAGAUCACCUUCAGAUUAAUAAUUGAGCAUUGCAAUUGGAAUGGCUAUUGCACUGUUGAACUGGGAGGUUUUUUUGGGAAUGCAUAAUAGAGUGUGAUUAUCAAAUUGAAAAUGAAUACUUCAGUCUUCUUGGAAGGGGAGUGCAGAGUUUGGUCUUUGGUAAUAAGUUUAAAACAUUCUAAUUAGCUGUUGCAAUCAAGUAAAAUUAGUGAAGUUUUAUUUUAAUGACUAAUUUGGAUCAAACCUUCAAAUCAGAGCAUGAAAUAGUAACAGAUAGAGCUGGAAACUUGUGUUUGUCUCAAAUUGUUUUGGAAGUCAUUAAGUUAUGUAUGGGGAAACUUGUUUUAACACAGAAGAAUGCGAAGCCAGUUGUAUAUUGCGAAGUGUUUCAGACAGCAAGUGAUGUGAAAAAUUGCUGCGUUGCCAGGUUUAUCAUGUUGCAAAAAAUGUGGAAGCAGUGAUUUUGUUCACAUUAUUUUCAAUGAGAGGGAUAUAAAAUCUAUAAGAAUUAACGGUUCUUUGCAGAAAACAACAUUGGUGAUUGCACUGUUGAGAAGUAACUUUGGACUUUAGUAACUGUGUCUUACAUUACAAACAUGCAGUAAGUCUAUCAGCAUGUGAGUAGAAACAAAAUUAACUAAAUGGGGGUUCGUAAUCUCCCUUCAUUGCUUCCAGAUGCUAAUGGACUUAUUGAGUAUUCCCAUAAUCUUUUGUCGUUUAUUUCAGGAAUUGAUCAUAUGCUGUAUUGAAUGCUUCCUCUCAAAAAUCAUUUUCAUUUUCAUCUCAUUGUCAAGAGGGUAGCAAUAUUAGUCUCUUGAAAACAAGCUUAAACUAUGAUGAGGUGGAGGUAAAGGAAAAUCUUGGGAUGUGGUUAAAUUCUAGUGAAACCACUGCAAAAAGGCUGAAAGAUAAUGCUCUGUGAACAGCAUGUGAAGUGGCCAUAGAGUGCCAUUUAAUGUGCACAAUUUUUUAAAAAAUGUGCAUGCAUUGUCUUUUAGAAGAUAGCUAACUUACAUAAUUGCUGAAUUUAGUCAAAUGGGCUGUCUGAUGGGGGAGAAAAACAACUGGAAUAACAUUCUGGAGCCACGUGGACUUGUGCAUUUAAUUGAUCUGGUCUUUGUUGAUACAAAUCAAAUACUGUUUCGGAUAGUUACAGCUAAAAUAGCUGUGUAUAGUAAAAGGAGAUGCAUAAAUUUUUUGUUUGAAUAAGAAAGUGAUCAAUUAAUACAAAUACUAAACCUGUCCUUGGAACUAAUAUUUUUGGAAUCCAGAAAGAGGAUAACUGAGCAAUUUAAAUAGGCACCUUUUUCUGGAAAAGGAGUUGAUAUUUUGGAAAUUAUUUGCAUAACUUGCCAAUUGUUUCUAACACUGCAUUGCAAAAAUAAAGAAAGUCACUGACAUCCGAGGGAUCAAGCAUUACAACAAGUAUUUAGAAUCCCAAAAUGGAAUUGGAUUUUAUCAUUGGUUUGGAGAUUGAAUUCCACAAUUCUUGUUUUACUGUAAAACAGAAAUCUUACAAUCCCUGUUGGUUUUGCUAUUCCAGUGUUGAUGGUAAACCCUUCAUGAUUACUGUUUGCCAGAAGAGUGCUAAAUCCCUUGCUCUCAUCUCCUUCCCUCCCAACUCUGUAAAUAUGCCCUAACUUCUCAGAUGUGUACAGCAGAACAUCUGUACUUGAAGACAAGACAGUGUGGACUGCAGGUCAGGCAGCAUCAGCAGAGCAGUUUCAGGUUGGGUGGCCUGCUGUGUUCUCCAGCUCCACACUGUUGUCUCUGACUCAAGCAUCUGCAGUUCUUGCUCUGUUUGUACGUGAAACCUUGGGACCAGAUGCUUAAUAGUCUUGUCCUGAUGUAUCAUUUCCCUGAUCACUGAAUAUGUGUUGAUCCUGAACCAUGAGCUGUGGAAACGCACACUGCAUCAGAUAAGCUAAUGGCUAAUUUUUCUGUGAAGUCUUGACAUGCCGCUUCCAGAAUGUUCUUCCUGUACUCUUACUUCCAUGUGCAUAAAAUUAGUAGUUUGUUAAUAUGUAUAAUUUAGCAUCGAUUGCACUGGUAUGUAAAUAUUGAGUAAGUAUUGUAAACUGUUUUACUCCGAGGGGGAUUGUUGAGGGGUAACAUUUAGGAUUGCACUUUUUCAUAUAAUUUUUUGUAUUGUAAAAUAACAGCUAAUUUAAUGGUUGAAAUUUGAAUUGAAAUAGAAAUAAUGAAGAACUUCAAAGUGGGGGAAAAUUACUGUAAUACACAUGUAAAUA